Arabidopsis thaliana (thale cress) is the source of this 1008-nucleotide messenger RNA. Its product is annotated as Glycosyl hydrolase superfamily protein. Gene Ontology annotation, biological process: carbohydrate metabolic process. The transcript has a single exon. Gene Ontology annotation, molecular function: hydrolase activity, hydrolyzing O-glycosyl compounds; glucan endo-1,3-beta-D-glucosidase activity. The coding region runs from base 1 to 1008 and encodes 335 amino acids. The record is from RefSeq and is marked reviewed. Lineage: Eukaryota; Viridiplantae; Streptophyta; Magnoliopsida; Brassicales; Brassicaceae.
AUGGUCUAUUCCUCUAAGAAGCUGUUCUUGUUCUUCCUCUCGUGCAUUAUGCUGACUUUCAACUAUAACACUAGUGGCUUCGUAGCCGCAGCAAAUAGCAUAGGCUUGAACUACGGCCUCCUCGGAGAUAACUUCCCAACUCCAUCCAAUGUUCUCAACCUUUACAAGUCCAUAGGCAUUACAAAAAUCCGAAUCUUCGACCCAAAAACAGAGGUUCUUAACGCCUUACGCGGCCACCGUAAUAUUGAAGUCACUGUUGGCGUGAGGGACCAGGACUUGGGUGCUCUUUCAGCUAACGAAGAAGCUGUUAAGGGCUGGUUUGCAACCAACAUCGAGCCUUACUUAGCCGAUGUCAACAUUGCGUUCAUUACUGUUGGUAAUGAAGUCAUCCCCGGACCAAUCGGUCCUCAAGUGCUUCCGGUCAUGCAGUCUCUUACCAUCCUCGUCAAGUCGAUGAACCUUCCCAUCUCGAUAAGCACCGUGGUGGCUAUGUCGAAUCUUGAGCAAUCAUACCCACCUUCUGCUGGAGAGUUCACGUCUCAAGCGCGAGAACAACUUGUCCCCGUGCUGAAACUAUUGUCUCAAACAAGUACGCCUAUUCUCGUCAAUAUUUACCCUUACUUUCCUUACGCAUCCGACCCAACGAACAUCCCUCUAGACUAUGCUACCUUCAACACUAAGGCCACCGUCGUCCAAGAUGGACCAUUGGGCUAUUCAAACAUGUUUGAUGCAAUCUUUGACGCAUUCGUGUGGGCAAUGGAGAAGGAAGGCGUGAAAGAUUUACCCAUGGUGGUGUCCGAGACCGGAUGGCCAUCUGCCGGAAAUGGGAACUUAACCACACCGGAUAUCGCGGGUACUUACAACAGAAAUUUCGUGAAACAUAUAGUAAGCGGGAAGGGAACGCCUAAGCGACCCAACAAUGGAAUGGAUGGGUUUUUAUUUGCAACGUUCAACGAAAAUCAAAAGCCGGCCGGGACUGAUAUGAAGCCCAUCUAUAAGCUAUUUUAA